Cydia fagiglandana is the source of this 1127-nucleotide messenger RNA. It is a transcript of the gene thoc7, whose product is annotated as THO complex subunit 7 homolog. Gene Ontology annotation, cellular component: THO complex part of transcription export complex. The transcript is spliced from 3 exons. Lineage: Eukaryota; Metazoa; Arthropoda; Insecta; Lepidoptera; Tortricidae. Gene Ontology annotation, biological process: mRNA export from nucleus; mRNA processing. The coding region runs from base 130 to 735 and encodes 201 amino acids. The record is from RefSeq and is a predicted model, not a curated record.
AGGUUAUGUUUUGUUUAUUUGUUACAAAAAAUAAAAGGAAAGGAAUCACAAAUAUUAUACCUUUAAAUAUUAACUUAGAACCCUAGAUAAAGUCGUGACUUAGACCACAUUAUUAUCACGAAAAAAACCAUGGGAGACGAAGAUGUUAUCCGUAGACGUCUUUUGAUUGAUGGCGAUGGCACUGGAGACGACAGAAGACUAAACGUGUUGUUAAAAACACUAAUAAAAUGGUGUAACAGCACCGAUGAUAAGCCUGAAGAGAGUAAAGCGACUCACGAUAGAAUGCUAGCGCAACUAGCGCAAUGCGAAUUUGCCGUCACCAAAUCUCAACUCGGUUCAGAAAUGAUGAACGCAGAGCUAGCCAGCUACGAAUCAUUGUCUAAAAUACUUGAAAAUGGCAUAGAAAUUGCUAAAACGAACAUUGAGAAGAGCAAAGCUGAUUUACUUCAGGCUAAAACUGUCCGGAAAAACAGAAUCGAGUAUGAUGUGCUGGCUAAGGUAAUAAGUGAACAGCCAGAUAGGAAAGAAACACUGGAACGGCUUGGAACUUUGAAAACAGAACUGGCCGGUUUGGAAACAACAAAGCAGCAGUUGGAAAGCAGGUUGGCUUUAAGAAAAAAACAAUUCCAUGUGUUGGUUACUUCCAUUCAUCAGUUGCAGGCACUUUUGGAUGAACCUGAUGAUACGGAGUCCAUUUCUGAUGUUGAGAUGAAAGAUAUUAGUAAUGAAUCUUAGCAUGUUUGCCAUGUUGGCAAUAUUGUCAGCACAAAACUUUCUAACUAUUACUUUAACCCUAGACUCAUUUGAAAUGACAUUAUGUACUGAGAUGUAAAGGUUUUUAAGAUUAUAUGUCUGGUAUAAGUUUAGUUUGUAAAAUGAUAUAUGUAAAGACAUGUAUUUGAUAACACUAUGGAUGGCCUUGUGUCUGAAUUUCCUUGGAUUUGUCAUAAUCUGGAGCCAACCACAGAAAUAUAAAUCUAAGAUAUAUCCAGUUCUCUAAUACUACAUUCUAAGCAGUGAUGUCAUUCAUAAUGAAGAAAUACCUAUUUGUGUCAGAAUAUUCAUUUGAAGAAAGCCUCUUCUCAGUUAUGAAUCCUAGGUAAGUAUGCAAGGUUUUUUUGUAAUAA